CUUGUGGAGAUUCACCGUGGCCUUGGCAGCAGGAGAUUCGUCCUUAAGUUCAGCUAUUUUGGACCAUUCCGUCACAUCGCUCAACCACUUCUCUACAAAGCCUGCUUCCACCACUCGUCUCACCUACAAUCAGGAAAAGGUUAAUUCGAAGUUUCAACAAUAUCAAUAAUGAAGGGUCGCAGUUUCAUGAAACAUGGGCCACUCAAGGCCUACAGAGAACGUGCCACGAUCGAUUGGAAAUCAUUAAAAUUGAAUCUCCUUGGAUCGGAAACCUACGAGUAUCAGGACAAGCUCUAUAGAUUCAUGGAAAAGAGUCCGGAAUUUGCGAGACCCACGAAGCCGUGGACAUUGGACGAACACAGGAGAAGGUGCGUCAAGCAAACGACUCUUCUUCUGAAGAAUGACCUGGUGGAGCCUGCAUCUGGACAUUUAAAUUUUUAUAUCGCAUAUGACUCUUCUCUGCCAGUGGUCACAGGAGUCCUAUAUGCUAUGGUACCUGGGACAAUAUAUUCCCUUGGAUCACCACGUCAUUUUGAACUCAUCUCACAGUUUCGCGAGGGCCAACUACGGGGCUGUUUCGCACUGACGGAAGUGUCUCAUGGAACUAAUGCUAAGGGGAUCAGGACGACAGCUACGUACGACGUUAACUCCCAGAGUUUUAUUAUCAACACACCCGAUUUCGAAGCAGCAAAAUUUUGGAUCGGUGGCUUAGGAAAACAAGGAACCCAUGUGCUUACAUUUGCACAGUUAACUACUCCAGAUAACGUUGCUCAUGGACUCCACAUCUUCAUCGUCCCUGUCCGAGAUCCAAAGACAAUGUUGCCAUUACCAGGAGUGAUAAUCGGUGACUUGGGGGAAAAAGUCGGUCUCAAUGGCGUUGACAAUGGCUACGUUAUGUUCCAAAAUGUCAAAAUACCCAGAGAAAAUUUAUUGAAUAAAAUGGGAGAUGUAACACCUGAUGGGAAAUAUGUAUCACCAGUGAAGGAUCAGAGUAAACGAUUUGGUGCAUCCCUUGGUGCAUUGUCACUGGGUCGAGUGAGCAUUACAAAUAUCAGUGCUACCUACUGUUCUUUGGCAAUGGUGAUCGCCACAAGAUAUUGCGCUGUGAGGAGACAAUUCGGCCCUAAGGACGAUGAAGAAUGGCCGGUUAUUGAGUAUCAAGCACUUCACGGAAGACUGAUGCCUUGGUUAGCGGCCACAUACGCAAUUCAAAUAUUUUCGCGAGCGUUCAUGAAGAAAACUCAGGAGUUUCAAGGGAAAAUUCUCCAGGGAGAGAGUGGAGAUGAUUUGGCAUCAGAGGGGCUCGAAAUUCAUGCACUAUCAUCUGCUGCGAAGCCAUACUGCUCCUGGUUAGCCAGAGAUAUUAUUCAGGAUUGUAGAGAAGUCUGCGGAGGCAUGGGCUACCUCAAAGUGGCGCGACUGGGGGAUUUACGUGCUGAUCACGAUGCCAAUUGCACCUAUGAGGGGGAAAACAACGUGUUGAUUCAACAAGCGAGCAAUUGGCUGCUAGGAUUUUCUCAUAAUUUUUAUACAAAGCAGGAGAUUAUCUCUCCACUCGGCACAAUUGACUUUCUGAUGCGUCAGGAGGAGAUUCUGAAAGACCGAUUCAGAUCUACGUCUCGCGAAGAGGCACUAGAUCCGCAGAAUAUAAUUAAGGGUCUCCAGUGGUUGGUUUGUCACUAUCUCAGAGUUACUCAUCGACGCGUUGAGACUCUGAAAGGUGAAGGAAAAAAUCAGUUUGAUAUCAGGAACGAGUCGCAAACAUUCUUUGCACGUUCACUGUCACUAGUUUAUGCAGAACACGCGGUUUUCAAAGCAUUUUUAAAUACGCUGAGCGAUGAAAAAUGGGGAAAUAGUGAGCGAAUAGUCCUCCGGAAAUUGUGUUCCCUUUACGGUGCUUCAGCCCUCGAGAGAAAACUGGGUGAUUUCUACGCUGGAGGAUAUGCUGAGCCCUCGUCGAAUAUGGAUCAAUAUUUAAGGGAAGGAAUAAUAAAGUUGUCGAAGGAACUUGUGGAUGAGGCAGUGGCUCUCGUUGAUGUUUUAGCACCACCUGAUUUUAUAUUGAAUUCACCACUCGGCAUGUCUGAUGGAAGAGUUUAUGAGCACUUGGAGAGAUUUUUAAAACAAGAUGCUGAUAACUUUGAGAGACCAACGUGGUGGCAAGAAAUGAUACCAUCAAAAUUGUGACUGAAUAGUUGUUUAGCUUUUUAGUUUUUUUUAGUUUUUAAAUUUUUAUGGUGUUGCAAUUGUCUAAAAGGUGUUCUGUAUUUUUGUUAAUAAAAUUUUUACAAGUAUAUUACGUUA
Messenger RNA from Diachasmimorpha longicaudata, 2304 nucleotides. RefSeq names its product peroxisomal acyl-coenzyme A oxidase 3-like. The coding region runs from base 169 to 2187 and encodes 672 amino acids. Gene Ontology annotation, biological process: fatty acid beta-oxidation using acyl-CoA oxidase; lipid homeostasis. The record is from RefSeq and is a predicted model, not a curated record. The transcript has 11 exons. Gene Ontology annotation, cellular component: peroxisome. NCBI's taxonomy places the organism in Eukaryota, Metazoa, Arthropoda, Insecta, Hymenoptera, Braconidae. Gene Ontology annotation, molecular function: pristanoyl-CoA oxidase activity; fatty acid binding; FAD binding.